UGAUUGAUGGAACUGGUUCCUAAAAUGCCUUCUUUACCACUGGGAAAUGAAGCUAUUCAGUCAAUGAUUAUUUUCCUUUGUGUAAUUGAGGCACUUUUGUUCCCAAUGCACAAUUCUUUUUUUUGGAUGAUUUCAACAUCUUCUGUGCAGUUAUUCUCUUGGAAGGAAAAGGGCAACUCUGUCCUUGGUCCUAAUUACGAGCUGGUUUCCUCAAGGUUAGCCUGUGCUUUCCCCGCUUUGUCUUUUCUUUGGAAAAUAUUUUUCUCUCCUGAGGUUUCUCGUAAUAUCACUUAUACACUUAGGGGGCGUUUGUUUAGGUGUGAUUUAAACACUUUGCAUGCAAAGUUUAGGGAAGUAAACUGUUUACACUGUUUGGUUUAAUUUUUUAAUGUAAUCUGUAGGGCACUUUUUUUAAUCAUUUUACACUGUACCAUGUAAUCUAUUUUACGUGGGGAGAGGGUGGUAAAAUUGUUUACACCGUAUUAUAAAAACAAGCUCGUCUGAUGUUGACGAUUCUAGCCCUACUCUCUCUGGCGGCAAAAAUAAAAAAGAUGGCGGUAAUUCCAUCUUUCGAGCAAGUAUAAGUAGAAGAGAUCUGCUCAGCUGCUCUCACAAACUCAUUUUUCCGAAGCAAGCAUUAGCUGGUCUCCUCUCAAACCAGUGUGGAAAAUGGACAGCCCUACGCAGGAGGAAUUAACAAUGUACAUGGCGGCUUAUUCUGUCAUGUUACAUUUUAAAAACAUACUACUUCUGUUAGUUGCAAUAUUGGAGUACUAUGCACCCAAUUUUGUUCUAAGAAAGAGGAAGAGAAGUCAAAAAGGAAAUGCUUACCAGAGAUACACAAUUAGAUGUCUAAAUAUUAGAAGUAUGAUUUGGGAUGAUGAUAUAGAAUGUGUGGAUAACAUUAGGAUGGAUAGGAGAGCAUUUUACAAGCUCUGUAAUAUGGUUGAAAGCAUUGGUUUGUUGCGGUCAACAAAGAACACGUCUAUUGAAGAAAUGCUUGCUUCAUUUCUCUAUAUUUUGGCUCACCAUACUAAAAAUAGAGUAGCCAAGAGAGAAUUUGUGCGCAGCGGUGAAACAAUUAGCAGACACUUCAAUAGUGUCUUACUUGCUAUCUUGAGAUUACACGAAGUUUUGCUUAAGAAGCCUGAACCAGUACUUCAAAACUGCAGAGCACACCCAUGGAAGUGGUUUAAGAACUGUUUAGGUGCAUUAGAUGGAACAUAUAUUAAGUUAAAUGUUGCAGAGCAAGACAAACCCAAAUAUAGAACAAGAAAAGGUGAUUUGGCCACAAAUGUAUUGGGAGUUUGCUCUCAAGAUUUAAAUUUUAUUUACAUACUACCUGGUUGGGAAGGGUCCGCUGCUGAUUCAAGGGUUUUAAGAAGUGCAGUUUCCAGAUCCAAUGGUUUUCUAGUUCCUCAAGGUUACUACUAUCUUUGUGAUGCUGGAUACAGUAAUGCAGAUGGUUUCUUGGCUCCGUAUAGAGGCCAGCGCUACCACUUAAAAGAAUGGAGUCAAAACAAUCAACCUAGAACAAAAGAGGAAAUGUUUAACUACAAACAUUCUAGCGCUCGUAAUGUCAUUGAGAGAUCAUUCGGUUUACUUAAAAUGAGAUGGGCGAUUCUUCGUGAAAGAUCUUGGUAUCCUAUCAAGACGCAUUGUAGAGUGAUAACGGCCUGUGCUUUACUGCACAAUCAUAUAAGAAGGGAGAUGCGAAGGGAUCCACUUGAGGAUAAGGUGCCCGAGGAUUAUGUUGAUCCUGACACGUUGUUAAAUGUCCCAAACAUACAGGAUAUCGAACCCUCCGUUGCGUGGACUGCAUUUAGAGAUAAUUUAGCACAAGAAAUCUGGAACGAGUGCCGUAGGAAUUAAGCUUGAACUUAUUGGUUUUAUUCAUUGUUAUUAUUUUGUUACUAGUUAUUUAUCUGUAAUGGACAUGCUCAUAAUAUUCAGUGAAUUUGAGAUCUAACAUUUUUAUUACCAUUUCAAUAGUUGUGUUUGGCAUUUGAUUAUAUUUUCCAAAUCUAUUGCCAUGUUAAACAACCUAUUAUACCCAUUUUUAUGUACUGUCAAUGAUACACAUGGUAUGAUCAUGCAGUUUGUGUUGUCCAUGUUGAUUCUCUUAAUUAUUUGUCCAUAAAAGGUAGGCACUUUACCAUGGAAGAUUGUACUGUUAUCUCAAGUACAAAGGUGAGCAAGCGUAGCAAUCAUCAAUGGUCUCCUCAUGAGGACAAAAUUCUUAUUGAUGGCUGCCUAGAAUUCAUUAACCAAGGGUGGAAAGCUGAAAAUGGUUUCAAAACGGGAUUUUAUCAACAAUUGCAGAAAUGGAUGACUGCAAAAAUCCCUGGUUGUCAUAUUACGGGAGAUCCACAUAUAAAGAAUAGGUUAAGACACUUGAAAACACAAUACAAAGAAUUUUCAAUGAUGAGAGAUGCUUCGGGUUUUGGUUGGAAUGAAGAAAGGAAAAUGGUGACUUGUGAUGAUGAGGUUUGGACAUCAUGGAUCAAGAGCCAUAAAGAUGCUACUCAUUUGAGAUAUAAAUCCUUCCCUUAUUUUGAUGAGCUAGCAAUGAUAUUCGGUAAUGAAUGGGCAUCUGGGGAUAAGUGUGAGUCUCCUGCUGAAAUGGUGGCAGCUUUAGGAAAGGAAAGUGAUCCUUUGACUGGAGGGUCCAUGUCGAAAAAGGCUGUUCAAGAUGACUUUUUUGGUGUGGCUGUGGAUCUUGAAAGUAUGAAUGAUCAUAUUUUUUCUACGCCUGACAUCAACAAAAACAAGAAACGGGCUGCUAGUGUUUCAAUCAAGGAGGAAUUUAGUGGAACAAAAAAAUCCAAGAAGAGUGGUUCUUUUGAUAAACAUGCUGAAGACUUUCAACAAAAAAUGGAAAGAAUUAUGGAAUUAUGUGCUACUUCAAACAAACAGUUUGAGAAGAUGUCAACUUUCUUUGAUCGUUUUAAUGCAGCUGAUGAUAACAAGCCACAUAUUUUAGAGAUGAUAAUGAAUUUACCAAAUUUAAGCAAGGAGAACGCGAUUCGAGCAUUUGGAAUCAUAUCAGCUAGUAAAGGGAAAACAGAUUCGUUUUUAUUGAUGCCAGAUGAAGAGGCCAAACUGAUUUACAUUAGUGCUGUUCUAAACGGUGAAAUAUGAUUACAGCAUGUUCUGUAAUUAUGUUUUUCAAUUUUGUCUAGGAUUUGUUUAAUUUCUAAGCAAUUUCAUAUUUGGUUGAAUAAAGCAGCGGACUGCUAUUUGAACUUUUAUAAAUUUAAUGCUACCCACUUUCUGCUUUUUUAUUUUAUUAGUAGCUUUC
Messenger RNA from Cuscuta epithymum, 3301 nucleotides. The record is from the annotation of a GenBank genome assembly. NCBI's taxonomy places the organism in Eukaryota, Viridiplantae, Streptophyta, Magnoliopsida, Solanales, Convolvulaceae.